Zasmidium cellare ATCC 36951 is the source of this 3861-nucleotide messenger RNA. Its product is annotated as glycosyltransferase family 1 protein. NCBI's taxonomy places the organism in Eukaryota, Fungi, Ascomycota, Dothideomycetes, Mycosphaerellales, Mycosphaerellaceae. The transcript has a single exon. Gene Ontology annotation, biological process: carbohydrate metabolic process. The record is from RefSeq and is a predicted model, not a curated record. The coding region runs from base 1 to 3861 and encodes 1286 amino acids. Gene Ontology annotation, molecular function: UDP-glycosyltransferase activity; hexosyltransferase activity.
AUGGCGACCAAGCCUCCCACAUCCUCGAUCAAGAGGCGGCCAGUGCCGGGGUCUUCGACUUCGCAACCACAACAACCUGCCACAGCUCCUGCAGGUCCCUCGAGACAAGACUCCUCGCUCGAAAAGACCGAUUUGCUCUCCGAAGGCCACGAAGACGAUCUCCCGCCGCCUGCUUACGGUGAGAUAUAUGGCGAGAUCCGCAAUGAUGCCGACGGCAUUGGCACCAGCGCCAAUGUCACUGACGAUGGCCGUGUGAACAUCCGCAUCAAUCAGCUCAAUCGAAGUUUAUCCCAGGUCUUCACUCCAGCGCUACGACAGCAGAUCCAGGCCAUCCAAGACAGCGAACCACCACCCCCUGCCUACAUUCCCCCGUUUCUAGGCGGCGACGAGAAGACCCCUCCGCCGCCACCUUUGAAUGUUGUCAUCCAAGUCGUGGGCUCGCACGGCGAUGUGCAGCCUUUCGUCGCAUUUGGCAAGGUCUUGAAGAACACAUACAACCACCGUGUGCGUCUGGCCACCCACCCCAACUUCAAGAAGUUUGUCGAGGACAAUGGCUUGGAGUUCUUCAACAUCGGCGGCGAUCCUUCACGGUUGAUGGCUUUUAUGGUCAAAAAUCCCAGUCUGAUGCCCGGGUUCCGUAGCCUGGUAGAUGGAGAUGUCGGUCAGCGCAGGAAGGAUGUCGCCGAGUAUCUCCAGGGAUGUUGGCGAUCGUGCUACGAAGCCGGCGACGGAAUGUACGAAGACCUGGACGAAGAAGAGGAAGACGAUGGUCCUACGGGAAGACCUUUCGUGGCCGACUGCAUCAUCGCCAAUCCUCCCAGCUUUGCCCAUAUCCACUGCGCCGAGAAGAUGGGAAUCCCACUCCACAUUAUGUUCACAAUGCCGUAUUCUGCGACCCAGGCCUUUCCCCACCCAUUGGCCAACAUUCAGUCUUCGAAUGCCGACGCACAACUAACGAACUUCAUCAGCUAUGCUAUGAUCGAGCUUCUGUCGUGGCAGGGACUAGGCGAUGUUAUCAACCGCUUUCGCAAGAAGUGCCUUGGCCUCAAUCCAGUGAGCAAGAUCUCCGCUCCUGGUAUGCUGCAGCGUCUUAAGAUCCCGCACACAUACUGCUGGUCUCCAGCUUUGAUCCCCAAACCGAAGGAUUGGGGUCCCCAUAUCUCCAUCGCUGGCUUCUACUUUCUCAGCUCGCCUGACUAUACACCUGCUCCAGAACUCAACGCUUUCCUUGAUGCCGGCCCACCACCCGUCUACAUUGGAUUUGGAAGUAUCGUGUUAGACGAUCCGGAUGCGAUGACGAAGAUCAUAUUCGAGGCUGCAAAGACGACUGGUCAGCGCGUCCUCCUGUCGAGAGGCUGGGGAGGUAUCGGAGCAGAGGAUGUCCCCGAGAACGUCUUUCUGCUUGGCAGCGUGCCCCAUGACUGGCUGUUCAAGCACGUUUCUUGCGUGGUCCAUCACGGUGGCGCUGGAACAACAUCCGCUGGCAUUGCUGCUGGCCGGCCUACAGUGGUUGUUCCAUUCUUUGGAGACCAGCCCUUCUGGGGCGCUAUGGUCGCUCGAGCAGGCGCUGGGCCUCCUCCUAUUCCAUCGAAAAAGCUCACCGCGGACAGGCUAGCCGAUGCUAUCAACUUCUGCCUCAAACCAGAGAGCCUGGAGCGUGCCAGCGAGCUUGCGGCCAAGAUCGCAGAAGAACGAGGCUGCGAUGUGGGCGCUCAAUCAUUCCAUCAAUACCUCGAGCCCGACCGACUUCGCUGCACUCUGGCGCCGUCUCGAGCUGCUACAUGGCGCAUCAAGCACACCAAGGUCAAGCUGAGCGCUUUUGCUGCUUCCACCCUGACAAAUGCCAAUCUCGUAGACUUCUCUGACCUAAGACUCUUCAGGCCACAAGAGCAUUACACCGACGAGGGUCCCAUGGACCCCAUCUCUGGGCUUGGCCAGGCAGCCCUGAGAGCCAUUGGUGGUAUGAGUUUGGGUUUGGCUGAAAUACCUACGGAGACGGUGAAAGUCUUCCAGCAGUCUUCUCGUCCUGAUCGAAAGCAGUCACAAGCAUCGGUGCCGACACUGCCAAAGUCGAACGAUGCCUCGUCAAAUGCAGGCGAGGGAUCGACCCGGCCACUCUCGCCGGCACAGAGUCGAUCGAGCUUGAGAUCACGCCCGUCUCUGUCCCAUCUUCGCAAUUCCUCCAAGCUUUCCGUUGCAUCAUCCCUGGAGUCGAGCCCUCACUCCAGUGUACUGCCUCGACAACCGAGCUCCGUCGUUGGAGACAGUACCCUCAGCCAAGUCAGCACCCAGACAAGGUCAACGUCCAACUUUGAUGACACUGGUCGAAGUCUGGCCAGCACUCAGACGAAUUCCAGCACGAAGAGCAAGAACCGUGAUAUGAUGCGCCAUGGGGCACACAAAAGUAAAGGGAUUGGACGUUUCGCCAAGUCCUUCUUCUACUCUCCCAUGGAGAUGUCAGUGGGGAUUACCAAAGGCUUUCACAACGCGCCCAAGAUGUGGGGAGACGAAACUGUCCGUCCGCAAGAGCGAGUCACGGAUAUGAAGUCUGGCAUGAUUGCAGUGGGGAGAGAGUUCGGCCUUGGCUGGUAUGAUGGAGUCACUGGGAUAGUCACUCAGCCUUGGAGAGGCGCACAGAAAGAGGGAACUGCCGGCUUCUUCAAAGGAGUUGGUAAAGGAAUCGGAGGAUUCAUUGUCAAACCAGGCGCUGCUUCCAUGGGUAUGAUGAGCCACACGCUGAAAGGUAUACACAAAGAAGUGCAGAAGCAGACCAACAGCAACAUGCAGAGCUACAUUGUUGCAUCCAGAGCAGCGCAGGGGUACGAAGAGUGGCUGCAGAGCUCCGACGAAGAGAAAGAAGAUGUCAUCGAGCGGUGGAAGUUGAUUCAGAAGUACAUGAAGAAGAACAAGAAACAUGAAGAAAUGAGGAACGAUCUGCUAAAACAGCAGGGUGGUAAGGCGAGGACGAAUGGCGAGGCUCGCCAAAGCUAUCACCGGACUACGAGUUCCGUUCAGUCUUCUCCGACGGCGGAUGCACAUAAUUUGGAUAUGGACAGUGUCAUGCUCGGCAUGGGUGGCACUCAGCCCUCUGUACGACCUCGCGGAAUGUCAGCCUUGGACUCGCGAGAAGGAGCUGCAGUUGACGGCUACUUCCAGCAAUCGAACCAAGAAGCACCACGGCGAGAGCUGGGACAUAAUGCUCGUAGCGAGCAAGAUGCAAACGUGGAAGGGACAGCUCGAGCAACCAUCACUCCAUUCCAAUAUCAGGGACAAGAAGAGGCGAACGGCCAGGUCUGCGAGGAAGACUUGCGGAGACCUACGGCGAAGGAUGGUGCCGCGGCUCAGCAGCCCCUAACUGAAAAGGACAACUAUGAAUCGCAGCUGAAUCGUGCCAUGUCGCAGAGCAUGUGGCGGCAAGGCCAGGAAAGCAGUUCCAGCGAGAUCGGGUCCGUUCUGGGUCUCGAUGACUCUGAAGACGAGGAAUUCGAGCGCUCGGUAGCAGAGACAUCGACGAAUGCGCCGGAGAAGAUUACAGUCGUCGCAAGCGGAUCGUCAACUCCUGGGCAACCUCCGACGUACGAUCCCGGUCAUCUUGCCGGCGUAACGCAGAGUGAGUUUGAGGCCCAGAGGUCGAAGGGCAAAGGCGGCGAGAAGACGGCACAGGAGAAAACGGAAGAAGAGAUUGUCAUGGAAUACAUCAAGAAGCAGAGUCUGUUGGAAGCGGAGCACCAUCAGACCAGGAAGGGCAAGGGGCGAGCCACGGCGGCGGAGGAGGAUGAGGAGGACGAAGAGUUGCAGAUGGUGUUGAAGUUGAGCAUGCAGGAGGCUGGACUGCAGAAUGGAGAUGUUCCAAAGAGCUGA